UUUAUUAUGACACUAAGGUGGUUUAUUAGUGCUCCCUGGUGGAAUCGUAGGGAUUUGUAAAAUAAUUCUCAAUGAUGCUACACAGUCGACAUUUGAAACUCCUCGUGAUCGGAUAUGCCUUCAGAAAAUGAAACUUCACCAGUUGUGCAAACUACGCACGGAAAAGUUCGGGGCGCACUUUUAAAAUCUCCUUACUGUUCACCAUUCUACGCUUUUGAUGGAGUCCCCUACGCUCAGCCCCCAGUUGGAUCCUUGAGAUUCAAGGAACCCCGCGAGGUGAAGCCUUGGAGCGGAAUUCUCGAUUGCACCCAGCCCCCUAAUUUUUGUCUUCAAUCCGAAAAAUAUGUUGGGAAGGUGAAGGGAUCAGAGGAUUGUCUUUACUUAAAUAUUUCAGUGAAAACAUUCCGUAGCGCCAAACCUUUACCUAUUAUGGUUUAUGUACACGGAGGCGCGUUCCGGCGCGGUGAUAACUUGAGGCAGUCCAUGGGUCCAGAUUAUUUGAUGACGGAGGAUGUCAUUUAUAUUGCAAUCGGCUUUCGUUUAGGAGCUUUUGGCUACCUUAGUUUUUCAGAUCCUUCUCUGGGGAUCCCUGGAAAUGCAGGUCUAAAGGACAUCAUCCAAGCUCUGCGGUGGAUUAAGGCCAACGCCGGCAACUUCAAUGGCGACCCCGAAAGGGUUACCCUCUUUGGCCACAGCUCUGGUAGCGUUUCUGUCCAAUGGCUCCUGGCUAGUCCCCAGACAGAAGGACUCUUCCAAAAAGCAAUUCCUAUGGCCGGCUAUUGCAUGGAGUUAUAUCGCCUACCAAACUUGGAAUACCGCCUGGCCAAAAAUUUAGGCUAUGAAGGCGAAAACAUCGACAAGAAAGUUUAUGAAUUCCUAUUGAAGGCGGAUCCAAACAAACUAGCAAUGGCCGACGUAUUAACUCCUGAAGAGAAGAAAAAGGGGGAAAUUCUAGACUUUAUACCCUGCGUGGAACCUUAUGCCACAUCCGGAGCAGUUGUGCUGGCAGCACCCACUGAACUGCUUCGCACUUCUUGGAGCAAUCGAAUUCCCAUCGUCCUGGGAACUUGCUCUGAGGACGGAUUGUAUCAUGUCAUGGGCUUGAAAAACGAUGGAGCCAAGGUUCUUCCAGCUUUCCAGGAGUAUCCUGAACGCGUACUGCCUUGGACCCUAAAGUGGCAUUAUGACUCCGAUCAGAAACGUCAAGUGGGGGAGCAGUUUCUGGACUAUUUUUGCCAGGCUCAUGGAAAUCAGUUGACCCUUGAGCACGCGGAUGCCUUGGAAAAACUGUUCACCCACAACUUAGUGCAUUCGCAGAAUCGUCUUAUCCUUUCCAGACUGGCCUAUGCUAAGGCACCAACAUAUCUCUACCGAUUCGCUUUCGAUUCUCCAGAUUUUAACUUGUAUCGGAAACGUUGUUUCCUGGACGUGAAUCAGAGGGGCGUUUGUCAUGUGGACGAACUGUCGUAUCUCUUCGUGAUGCCGACCACCUUCAAGUUGGAAAAGUCUCGACCAGAGUACACUGCCAUCUGUCGGAUGGUUGCCAUGUGGGUGUCCUUUGCUUCUACCUCGGAUCCUAACUGUGCAAUUACUAAACCUCUGGUGAAUUGGAAACCUCUUACUCAAUCAGAGCCCCAUUUACUUCUUAACAUUGAUGAGGAGUUAAAGAUUAUCCCACAGCCUGAGUUUUCAAAGCUAAAGUUCUAUGAUCGCCUGUAUGAUCAAGCAGACAUACCUUUAUUUUAGGGUAAAAAUCACUGUGGACGGAAGUCCACGAGGUGACGACCUGCAUGCCUAGGCGUGCGCGAGGAAACUCUAUAUAUAGCCGAAGAAUUAAAAAUUUUCUGUAGGCAACCGAUCUA
This is a messenger RNA of Drosophila ananassae, 1862 nucleotides long. RefSeq names its product esterase B1-like. Lineage: Eukaryota; Metazoa; Arthropoda; Insecta; Diptera; Drosophilidae. The record is from RefSeq and is a predicted model, not a curated record. The coding region runs from base 115 to 1746 and encodes 543 amino acids. The transcript is spliced from 4 exons.